AUGGAAGACGAGCGCGCCGAAGAGCUCAGCACGCUACAGUCCAUCUACCCAGAGUUGGUCAUCAACGAUAGCGACCCGUACUCUGCCACUCUUGAACUGCUCGUGGCGCCCACGAAGCCACUGCCUAUCACCUUCGAGCCGCAGCAAGAUGUCGAACGACUCCCAUAUCUACCCCCACUACGUCUCGAGAUUAUCCUACCCGCCGAGUAUCCCGAACACAUACCGCCUGUCGUGAAGUUGUCUACUUCGCCAUCGUGGCUGCGCCAGGACCUUCAGGCUACGUUGACAGCCGAAGCAAAGACAUUAUGGGAUGAAUAUGGCGGGGGUUCUAUUCUGUUCGCUUAUAUCAGCUCUAUACAAGAACAAGCCGAGAAUGCCUUCGGUCUGCAGGAACUCACCUUACCUUCUUCUAUGCGCAAGGUACUGGUUGAUUACAGUCGCCGGAUGAAAAAGGAGCUUUUCGACAAAGACACGUUCGAUUGCGAAGUCUGUCUCGAGCCGAAGAAGGGAUCUUCCUGUUACCGCAUGGCCCGCUGUAGCCAUGUCUUUUGCAUCAACUGCCUCCAGGACUACUACAACAACUGUAUCAAGGAGGGUGACGUCAACAACGUCAAGUGCAUGUCAACCGAGUGUGGUAGUAGUGGGAAGAAGAAAGAUCGGCUCUUGUCACCCAAGGAGCUGUUAUCGAUCCCUAUAGCUCGCGACCAAGUCGAGCGAUAUGCCAAAAUCAAGCGGAAGAAGAAGAUUGAAUCCGACCCCAACAUUGUGUUUUGUCCGCGGACAUGGUGUCAAGGCGCUAUGCGGACAGACAAGUAUCCUAAGAUUACCGACGUAACUCAAAUGGAUGAUUCGGAUUCCGAAGCAGACGAUGAGGCUCCAACCCAGCAGCGGGACACCGAUGUCGAAACUGGCCCGGAAAAGCGUGGAAUUGGCGUCCGAGGUAUGGAUCGGUUGCAGGUCUGUGAAGAUUGCACCCUCGCUUUCUGUGUUGUCUGCCUAGCAUCGUGGCACGGAGACUUUGUACGCUGCGAGCCGCGCGAUGCUACACAACUCACCGAAGAGGAUCAGGCGUCGCUCAAUUUUAUCUCCAAGAACACUACGCCAUGCCCUUAUUGCUCUGUGCCGUGCCAGAAGAGCAUGGGCUGCAAUCACAUGACGUGCGCGCAGUGCAAGUCACACUUCUGCUAUCUUUGCUCGGCGUGGCUCAAUCCAGAUCACCCAUACGCGCACUUCAACGACCCCAAGAACAAGAAUUGCUUUAUGCGUCUCAUGGACGGAGCCGAAGGCGACAUGGGAAACGGUGCUCAUGAAUGGACAUUCAAACUAUAUCCUUCCUAA
Alternaria atra is the source of this 1338-nucleotide messenger RNA. RefSeq lists its product as uncharacterized. Gene Ontology annotation, cellular component: cytoplasm; ubiquitin ligase complex. The record is from RefSeq and is a predicted model, not a curated record. Bases 1 to 1338 code for a protein of 445 amino acids. Gene Ontology annotation, molecular function: zinc ion binding; ubiquitin protein ligase activity; ubiquitin conjugating enzyme binding. NCBI's taxonomy places the organism in Eukaryota, Fungi, Ascomycota, Dothideomycetes, Pleosporales, Pleosporaceae. Gene Ontology annotation, biological process: positive regulation of proteasomal ubiquitin-dependent protein catabolic process; protein polyubiquitination; ubiquitin-dependent protein catabolic process. The transcript has 4 exons.